Molecule: messenger RNA, 1111 nt
Organism: Microstroma glucosiphilum
Lineage: Eukaryota; Fungi; Basidiomycota; Exobasidiomycetes; Microstromatales; Microstromataceae
Exons: 1
Coding region: 268-909 (213 amino acids)
Source: RefSeq, a predicted model, not a curated record
ACUGCACGGUAUUCUGGAUCAAGGCGCGGGCUGUCUAGUGGUCUUUGACGAGCAGAAGCAGGACGAGACCUAUGAGGCCGCACUGGACACGCUCAAGCACGUCAGCAAUGUGGUGGACAGUCUCGGGCAGAAGGCGGCGAGGCUGCAAUGAGGUGCGAGGAUGAUGGAGCGCGAGCGCGAGCGUGCGGGAUGCUGUGAAAAGUAGGUCAGCAGAUCGCCUGCUUUCACAAUUGGGCAUAGGAGACUCUUUGCGAGAGGUCUUGCGCAAUGACACUUCGCUCAUUGAUACACCGAAUCCUUGGACUGCGUCUGCAUCUCCUAGGUACCACAGGCCUCGAGUGCCGCCACGUGAGAUGCGUGCGAAGACAAAGCUAUACCAUUCACGCUCCUCUUGUAGUCCUCGAACCUCCUCUUCCCCCUCUCAGACCUCCUCUCAAAGUCGUCAAGGUGCCAUGUCACUUACGCCUUUAUCAGCCUUGUCCAAUCUCUCUCUGUCUUUCUCCCCCCCCCCCCCCUCGGAGAUCUUUCCUAUCCUCCCUGCUCCGCACAGAUCCCCCACCCUGUGCGGACUUCGCGGGCAGGCUGCUGCAGCCCGUGAAUUGGCAUGGCUUAUUAUGGAACACGCCUCGCGCUCCCGAGGGCUUGGCUGAGAUGCCCGAAGAGCCCCAGAAGGGCCAUGCUGUGCAACCCUCCAUGUCUCGCCUGAGAUUGGAACCAAUCGCGACAAUUCCACCAGUAUAUAUGCGGAGAGCAUCUGGACUCUGCAUCUCUUCCUCUACUAUCCAUCUAUUCGACGCUUCCUUUUCCCCUUUGCAACGUCUCCCCUCUAACCCUCUGUCUGCGUCUCUCUCCCCACGCGAAUCUCGGAUUUCACGGCUGACGGGCCCCGAGAUCCCGGCGGCGCAUUAAUUUCCGAUAGCCGAUCACGGGCCUCUGUUUAUUCUACACCCGCCUGCCCACUUGCUCGCUUACCUUGACCACCUUGAUCUUCAACCCUCGACCCAAUCCUCGCCCGUCUUUCAACCCUACGCCCUACGCUCUACUUUGCCCUGGGGAUCCAAUCAGGGACGAAGAAGUACACGCUUUGCUAUUGGUGUCUUGCCUGCUUGGC